Messenger RNA from Hydractinia symbiolongicarpus, 1003 nucleotides. RefSeq names its product U2 small nuclear ribonucleoprotein A'-like. The transcript is spliced from 9 exons. Gene Ontology annotation, cellular component: U2 snRNP. Gene Ontology annotation, biological process: mRNA splicing, via spliceosome. The record is from RefSeq and is a predicted model, not a curated record. NCBI's taxonomy places the organism in Eukaryota, Metazoa, Cnidaria, Hydrozoa, Anthoathecata, Hydractiniidae. Gene Ontology annotation, molecular function: U2 snRNA binding; protein binding. Bases 29 to 793 code for a protein of 254 amino acids.
UUUAAGAAAAACUUAUAAAAAAAUAAUCAUGGUGAAACUAACAGCCGAUCUCAUUGAACAAUCGCCACAAUAUACAAACCCACUGCGUGAUCGUGAGAUUGAUUUGCGGGGAUAUAAAAUAUCUGUGAUUGAGAAUCUUGGUGCGACUUUGGAUCAGUUUGACUGCAUUGAUUUCUCUGAUAACGAUAUCAAAAAACUGGAAGGGUUUCCACUGUUGAAACGAUUGAAAAUGAUUCUGUUGAACAACAAUCGAGUAUGCCGGUUUGAGGAGCAUCUAGAAGAAUGUCUGCCGCAAUUAGAAACACUGGUUUUAACUAACAACAAUGUCCAGGAGUUGGCUGAUGUUGAUCCUUUGGCGUCCGUAAAGUCUCUCAGCAACAUUUGUUUUCUACGCAAUCCAGUGGCCAACAAACCGAAUUAUCGAUACUAUCUCAUCUAUAAACUUCCACAAGUGCGAGUCAUUGACUUUCAACGUGUUCGUAUGAAGGAGAGAGCAGCAGCAAAGAAAUUAUUCAGUGGUGCGAAGGGUGAAAUGUUGAAGAAAGAUAUCGCUGCUAAGAGAAAUAAAACAUUUGAAGUAAAAGAUAUUGUCACUGCAAAUGCCGAGGAUGAGAAAUUUCUCGCUGAAAAGUAUAAAGAUCAAGAAGCUAUCAAAGCAGCCAUCGGUAACGCGUCUACUCUUGAAGAAGUUCGGAAAUUGGAAUUAUUGUUGCAACAAGGACACAUACCUGGCAAGACGGUUAAUGGCCACACUGAAGACGAUAUAACUGAGGUGGAAAUGGAAGAGGACUAAGACGAAUUUGUUUUGCGCAGUGUGGCCACUUGUGUACAUAAUUCUGUCAUCCCGAAAAAGUCUUACAAGCGAUAAAUUUUUCGAAAAAACCGACGAGUAAAAAGGAUUUUAAACAGUGCAUGCUAUGUAACUAUUGUUUUGUUAUGUAUAUGGACGGUAUAUAAUGCGAAUGUAUCUGAUGUUAUCAUACAGAAAUUCAACUCAGCUUGA